Molecule: messenger RNA, 2099 nt
Organism: Cuscuta campestris
Lineage: Eukaryota; Viridiplantae; Streptophyta; Magnoliopsida; Solanales; Convolvulaceae
Source: the annotation of a GenBank genome assembly
CUCCCUUAUUUUCCAAAAAAUUAGUCAAAAGAUAAUAAACAAUUUCAGCAUCUUAAAAUUAUAUGCAGUUUUGAAAACAGACAGGGUAUUGAGGAGGGUUUGAAAAAUAUUGGAGAAGAAACUAAUUGGCGAGUGUGGAAGAAAAUAGCAGAAAUUGAGCAUGCAUUCUCUCGAUGAUUAGUGAAGGUAGGGAUUAUUAGGGCUCUACGAUGAAGAAGACCUGUGGCAAUUUGCCUCCGGAUGUAAUCACGCUCGUCCUCCGGAGACUCCCUGUGAAAUGCACCGCCGUUUAAAGGCGCUGAGAAUAGAGACACCGAGAGACUCUCGAUUUGGAACUAAUAAUUAUCUACAGAUAACUCAGGACGACGAAGGAGAAAGAUAUCGGACUAUUUGCGGCUGGAAUCCAGAUCCUCCAGGAAGCAUAUGCGCCCCUAUUUGCCUCCGGAAGUCAUCACGCUCAUCCUCAUCCGACUCCCUGUGAAAUCGGCGGUGAAAUGCACCGCCGUCUGCAAAUCCUGGUACACUCUCAUCAAAGAUCCCUCUUUCAUUUCCACUCAUCUGCAGCAGGCUGCGGCUCUUCAGGACGACUACCUUCUCCUUCUCGGUCUAUGUGGUAGCACUUUGAGAAUGGUUUAUCGUCUGUAUCAAGAGAAUGACGCCUUUGAAGAGUAUAAGCAGCAGGGCCGUUAUAAAGCAGCCAUAGGAUUCGGGUAUGAUUCGGAAUCAGAUGACUACAAGGUGGUGUUUCUGAAAGGUGCUUUGCAUUGGCCUGGAUAUAUGAAUGAUGACAUGUUCACGCAUAUGAUUUUGGCUUACGAUCUAAGCGCUGAAAAGUUUCAUGUGCUAAAUUAUCCUGAAACUUUAAAGAACCAUGUACACGAAUUGCGCUUGACUAAAUAUGGAGAGUCCAUUGCAGUGGUUGCAACUGGCAUCUUUGAGGUUUUGGGUGAGGAGCAGCUUGAGUUGUGGGUCAUGAAGGAGUACGGUGAAGAUAGUUCGUGGAUGAAGGUGUUACAUUCAACUGGUGAAAACGGAGAGUUCGUUUAUGAUUCACACGUGUUUUAUGAGUUAGGGGUUAGGAAGAAUGGGGAACUUUUAUUGUUAGUGAGAGGGGACCGUGGGUAUGAUUUCUGGCUAGCUGCACUGGAUUUGAACUGCCACACGCCGAACCAGCAACUCAAGUGUCUUGUUGGUGACAUUGACAUAUAUGCCUCAUACUUUGGUAGCAAUGUGGAGAGUCUGGUGUUACUUGACAACGGGGAAGAAGAUACUAACGAUCCGAAAUUGGCGGUUUCUUCAAAUUGGCUUCAAUUUCUGCAAUUGAUGGUUCCUCUGUGGUUGGAUGGACUGUGGGAGGUGCCUGGUGGUUGCGCGACGUCAGAGGUGGCGGAGGUGGCCGGAAUUGAGGAAAACCCGCUGGCCAGCCCGGGUCGCGGCGGCAAUCUGGCGAUUCCGGCUGGUGACGAGCAGCAGGUAGAAGCACGCAAGGAGACAGGGGCACGUAAUGACUGCCACACUAGCGUUGACCUUUGUUUCUUGCAAAUUCCUUCUCGAAAAACAGCGAAUAAGCUCCUGAAUUGGAUGCACCAGCUGUAGGCGCCCCUAGGUUCCAAAAAUGAUGCAAAGCAAGCUCAAAUUCAUGGAGUAAUCAGCGAUACCCUCUUCGCGGCACUGUUCAUCGCAAGGUUAUAGAGUAUUCCGAAAAGGAGAGGAGGAGGGCAGCAGCGGAAAAAGAAAUACCUACCGUGGUUGUUCGCCAAAAGGGCGGUCACGAGAAAAGCACUGUUAAGGGGUAGGAUUACCUCUGGAAAAAUUACCUCCCCUACCUCGAACCAAACACUGCUUAAUUUCCUCUCCAGCCGCACGGCAAUUCCCCUUCUUCUUGGUUGGUGUUUGGCAGUUCAAGUAAAAUUUUACUCAGUGAUUGGAUUUUAAAUUCCCCUAAUCGUGUGAUAGAUCGGCCGACCAUAACCCCCCGGAUCCGAUUUCUGUAUUUCAUUCGGAAUCCUGAGUUUUCUGUACUUCUUGGGAGGAGGAUUUAGACAGUGAUGAGAGCGAGGGUUUGAUCAAUUUUUACUCUCAAAUUAGGAUUUGGAUUU